UUUUGGAUAUGUAAAAUGAAAAUUACUACUUUUCUAUUAAGUAUUCUUAAAAUUAGUUAUUAAUACUAAAUAUUUUUUAUGAAAGUAUUGACUUAUUUUUUUUCCUUUAAGAUAAUCAUUUUUAAUAAAAUUUUAAAUUUCUAAGCUAUUUUUACAAUUUUUUUUUUUAAUUAUCUGUUUUAUUUCUACGCUUAAUACAAUGGAUUUAAAUAAUAUGCAAGUUGCAUUAAAUACAGUUAGAACAUUAAGAUUAGAACUAAUGCAAUUAAUUAUUGAAAUUGGCGAAGGAGUUAAAGAAGAUGGAACUCAAUGUGAACCUAAAGAUAAUCGUUACAUUUGUACAAUGAAUGAAAUGGUCGGAAAACUUGGAAAUCAUAUGAGGCAUCUUGAACAAGUUGUUGGAUCUUUAUCGAGUCCUCCUGCUCCAAUUGCUAGUAUCUUAUAUAAUACUUCUUAUUUAACUCAAGAAAGUACUUCAGACCGACAAGCAUUAUAUACUCCUUUAGUUUCUUCUCAUAAGUGGCUUGACAAAGUUCAUAAAUUUAGCUCAAAUGCGUUACAAAUUUUAAGUCAAAAUUCAUUAAAAAAAUCUUACCACAAUUCAAGUUCUAACAAGAAAAAAAGACAUCAAUCUACUUUACUUAAUAUUUCACCUCAGGCUUUUGAUGGUUUAUUGACCAAUAUUGAUAGAAUGUUUCCAGAUUUAAACAUUACAAUUACAAGACCAUGUUCUUCAAAUGUGGUUCUUUUGGUUGGAUUAGGUAGAGUAUUGCAAGCUAUUGUAACUUUCAAAGGAAUCAUGAUUGAGUGGGUAAUAGUAAAAGGAUUUAAUGAGCCUAUAAAUCCAAAUAAUCUUCAACAAGAACUUUGGAGUGAGUCAAGAUAUCAAGUUUUUCGUAAGAUAACAGAUCAUGCUAACGCAGCAAUGUUGCAUUUCUCUUCUUCUACUUUACCUGAGUUUUCUGUCAAGUCAUUUAUGAUGUGGUUGAAUAGCUACACAAAUUUAUUUAACUCUGUAUGUAAAGCAUGUAGCAAUAGAUUACUAAAUGCAUAUCCACCUACUUGGAGAGAUUUAAGAUCAUUGGAAACAUAUCAUUUUGAAUGUAAACCAUGAUUUAUUUUUAAAAUUUUUAAAGACUAUGUAUAAAAAUAUUUCUCUUAUUUAUAUUUAGUUUAAUUCUUAUCAAUUUAAUAAAUAUAUAAAAUAUGUAAUUUAAUAUGAAUUAUCUUUUAAAAUAUGAAAUGCAUUAAGAUUUCAAUUUAAUAUAGUGAAAAUUAUAUUUACUGUAUAAUGAAAUAAUUUUGAUUAAAUAUUUUAACAAUUUAAUAA
Messenger RNA from Daktulosphaira vitifoliae (grape phylloxera), 1330 nucleotides. It is a transcript of the gene MED27, whose product is annotated as mediator of RNA polymerase II transcription subunit 27. Gene Ontology annotation, biological process: regulation of transcription by RNA polymerase II. Lineage: Eukaryota; Metazoa; Arthropoda; Insecta; Hemiptera; Phylloxeridae. The transcript has 6 exons. Gene Ontology annotation, molecular function: transcription coactivator activity. Gene Ontology annotation, cellular component: mediator complex. The record is from RefSeq and is a predicted model, not a curated record. The coding region runs from base 200 to 1114 and encodes 304 amino acids.